Ctenopharyngodon idella (grass carp) is the source of this 4655-nucleotide messenger RNA. It is a transcript of the gene tsc22d2, whose product is annotated as TSC22 domain family 2. The record is from RefSeq and is a predicted model, not a curated record. Gene Ontology annotation, biological process: regulation of transcription by RNA polymerase II. The coding region runs from base 870 to 2591 and encodes 573 amino acids. Lineage: Eukaryota; Metazoa; Chordata; Actinopteri; Cypriniformes; Xenocyprididae. The transcript has 2 exons.
ACAAUUUCAUUGGUGUGGAUUUUUAAAUCACCGUUCACAGAAGAACAAGUAAUUAAAUAAAUUCAUUAUUAAAAUAAUAACAUUAUCAGAGAAUCCAAGAAGAAAAAGUGUAAAAAAAAAAAAAAGUUUUUGGGAUGUGUGAAAAUGUAUUUAUGCCGUCUGAUUAACAUUUAUUUUGAUAAGAAAAGAAUAAUGCGUAGUGAACGGUAUUCCCGACUGACUUACGUACGCCUGUGCGCAAUCCACCCAUAGUUCAGCGCGUGUGGUACGUAGCCAUCUUGUGUACAGCAGAGGAAGAGGAGCCGUUAGCUCGUGAUUUGUACUGACACCAGACAGACUGACAAACCCUCAUUCUACUCUCAACAGACUGUUUUACCGCCAGAAACAGAUAGUAAACGUGUGUUAUCAUGUGUCAAGAUGUAUAUCCAAUGUGUUUCAUGGAGGACAUGUGCUUUUAAAGACGGGAGAGUGUUGAAAACUGAAGGCGCCUCAGAGUCGAGUGAGUCCAGCGACUGGAGAGUUUCAUUCGCGAGAGCGGCCUGAGGGAAACUCUCACAACCGGACAUGGCCUUCAUUUAGGCCACGGAUAAUAAGGAUACGGGUUUGGAAAAAUUAAACACAGCUGGAAUAAAGCUGUCAUUGUGUUUGGAGCUUCAUGAGUUUCAACUGAAAGGAUUAAAAGUACUAAAAAUGCCGCGAUGAGGACGUACGCGCACUGACGGAGCUCGGAGGGAAGCUUGAGUUAGCUUGACGCUAACUGAACAUUAUAUGAUAUAUUUUCAUAUAAAUCGUGUUACUUCGUUUAAGUUGAACGUGUACGCUUCAAUCUGACGUGUCGAAAUCAGAGCGACACAUUUAAAGCGAUCAAAAUGUCUAAAAUGCCGUCGAAAAAGAAGAGCUGCUUCCAGAUCACGAGCGUAACGCAGGCGCAGGUGGCGGCAAACAGCAUCACGGACGACACAGAGAGUUUGGACGACCCGGACGAGUCAAGAACUGAGGACAUGUCUUCCUCUGAGAUAUAUGACAUGUCCAAAGGUGGGGAUUUCGAGCCGGAAGCGUGUGACGUCAGUUUGUCGGACGAACCCCUACAUAACGAAGCUGAAACAGCUGGCGCGAGCGCCCAAGAUGUUCCCAUAACGACGGUACCUGGUUCUCGUAAUACAAGUGCUGUUCACAUAAACCCAAAUGUUCGUGCAGUCAGUGGGGCAGCUGGCCAAAUGAGCCCUGCCUCCGUAUCUUCCCAGACUUCACCUUUAGUUGCAUCUAACACACCAUCCAGCACGUCACAGGCAUCAUCAGUUAGCAGUUCUGCCACAGUAAGUAGUUGCAGUUCCCGAUUCAGGGUCAUCAAAUUAGAUCAUGGUACAGGUGAACCCUUUAAAAGAGGUAGGUGGACUUGCACUGAGUUUUAUGAACGAGAUACGGAUGCUUCCUCGUCUGGUCGGACUGCAGAUAAUAUUAAACAUGCUGGCACCACAGACCACAGCGCGGACAGGGAUGGACUAGGAGUCACAGGAGGUUCGGUGGCUGCACAUAUUUCGCUUUCAACACUUGCAGCAGAACCACAUACUGAUAGUGGUUAUGUAUCUGCACCAUCAAACCCUCCUGUGGACCUUCAAAAGCAAACUUUUGGCAUUUUGCAGCAGGGAUUAGGGCUUGUAGCCCAGAACCUUUUCGGUGAUGCCCAUGCUCAACAUGUCAAAUCUCCCAGCAUGCCUUCUACAGCUCAGCCACAGCCAUUUUACCCAGGUAAACAGGCACAGAAACCUGGCCAGAUACUUCAGGCUGUUGUUCCAUCUAAUCAGGCUGACUAUAGAUUGCAGAAUCAAACUCCUGGCUCUCUAGCCCAGACUGUCUCAAUGACUUCUCUUCCGCUUAUGACCCCACUGAACCAGGGCCCGUCACCUGUCAUGACUCCAGCAGCAGGAAGCACUCAUGUGCUUGGAUUAGUUCCUCAGCCUGUGGAUGGCAGAGGGCUUCCCAUCAGCCAGCCGGAGCAUGUUCAGGGGCUUUUACAGCAGUCCAGCAUCAACGCCGCUCUAGGGACUGUGUCAGCCACAGCUGUUGCUUCACAGGCACCAGUGCCGCUCAUUCAGCCAGCAGUAACUGUGUCUGUCAGCCCCCAUGCUGUGGUCCCUGGUGUGCAAAAUGUGCCUGUUGUUAUGUCCAGUGCCUCUAAUACCCCCCAGAGCAUGCCAAAACAGACUCCGGUCCCUGUUGUACCGCCCCAACAGAACCAGCCUCAGGUAGUCCACAGCGGUUCAGUAGUAGGACUGGGUGCACAGACUACCCCCACUAUCUUUAGCCAGCUUCCCACUGGCAUUGCCCAGGCCGAUGAGAACCAGAGGAAGUCUGAUAUGCUGCUUCAGAGUUCUGUUCUCAUAGGAAAAGAUGCCAUCAAACCCCUGAAUCCUGAGGGCUUGCAGCUUCCCACACCUGCUGUCAACAGCCUGUUUGGAAUAGCUAUUCCUAUUGAUGGGGAUGAGGACAGGAACCCCUCUACAGCUUUCUAUCAAGCCUUUCCAAAUGGCAGGUCAAAGGCCAUCAGUGAUGGGUAUGAUCACUGUGUGUGUAUUAUAUUGCACUCUUGACAGCUGUGAGUGUGCAUGGAGUGAGCAUGGCAUUUCUGGAAGUGGUUUCAGGCUCAAGUGUCUAAGGGCCGUGACACACCAAGCCAACGGUCAGCCGCUGGUGAACGUCUGUUGGGCUAGUUUUUGCGACGUGUUCCACACUUCAGCUCUAGUCAGGCUCAUAUCAGCGGCAGUGGUGGAAAGAGUACUAAAAAAUUGUACUUAAGUAAACGUAUUGCUAUUUAAGAAAUCAUGUACUUGUCAAUGUAAAUCAUGUACUAAAAAUAUGACUCACAUAAGAGUAAAUAAGUAGUUUGCUUGCUGAAAAAAUACUCAAGUUACUACGUUACAAAGUACUUUAGUAUUAUUUUUCUAUUUUUACACAAAAUGAGCGCUAAACACUCUGAUGUAAUUUUUCAGUUUCAUUCAUACUGGAAGCCAGAGGGCCAAAUUCUAAAAGGGAGAAAAUGGCUGUCUUUCAUCCUUCACAUUCAAACACAAACUGAAUAGGCAGAUUUGAAGGGUUUUAUUUCCUCAAAAAAGAUUUAGAUGUAUAUUGUCAAAUUAUAAACUCCUAAAAUAACAUUACAACUGUUCACUUUUUAUUAAGUUUUUAAAUAGAAUUUUUUUUUUUUUUUUUUUUUACAAUAGUUCAGACCCUCUCUCAUGGUUCCCCUCUGGUUGACAGUCAACUAUUGUCUUGCGGUGUGUUCAAGCACAGCUUUUUGUCCCAGAUGCUUGGUGUAUCAUGGCCUUAACAUCUGUAACAUGUAGCUCCCUUGAAUAUGGACCCUUUUAUGCAGUUAUUAACAUUGUAAGUAUAGCUAAAUUUUCAUAUUUUAAUUUAAAAAAAAUGUAAUGUACGUCUAUAAUAACACUAUACUGUUACAAUACCUUGGCAUUAAAUUAAAAAAAAGUAGUUAACACUGCUUGUGGGUGUUUCUAAUCAAAAUGGCUGCGAAAGACCUGGUAAAUUUGACAUCUUUCUCUCUUCUAACCAAAGCAAUCAGUCUCUAUUUCUUUUUUAUUAUCUUUUGUAAAGUCAUGGAAUCACUAUCAUGUAUUUUUUCUUUUUCUAUUGGACAAAAUGGGAAUGCAAAAAUAGUAUUUGCUGUAGUCUCCUAUUCACCACUAUAGAAGUUUACCCAACUAUGACUAUUUCCGCUUCUGAGAACCCUGGAAAAAGAGCUGCACGAUUAAUCGUAAAAAGAUUUCGAUUCAAGCACCCACGCGAUCCUACUUUAUUUAUUAACGACAACGAUUCUCCCGUGUCUAUUAAACAUUUGACAAAAUCAUACCGGAACGUUCAAAUCUGUGUUCGUGCUGCCAGAGCCAGAGAGAGCCGUUUUGAAUCACACAUUAGUUAUUUCUAUGUUACAAAUAUUCACAUUAUCACAGAAGUACUGAGAUAUAAGUUUUAAGUUAGUAUUUAAACACCGAUGUCUACAAUAGCGAUCAAAAUAAAGCAAACUACCUUUUGAAACGAUCUUGGCACGUCAAAUAACUGUUGUCAAUUACAUCUAAUUCCACUAGGUGGCGACAACUGACUGUUAAAAAAUUUAUUUGUCAUUGAAUCGUUCAUUCAAAAGAUUCGUUACUCUUAUUUUCGAUUCAACUCUUAUUUUCCAGCAAUAAGAGUCAGCAAUUUAUAUUUUGUAAGAACCUCUAGUAAAUUAUAUGCUAUUUUGUUUGGUUGUAUAUUCAGAAUCGUGGGAGAAUCAUGAUCUCUAUUUGAAACCAAAAAAUCGUGAUUCUCAUUUUAUCCAGAAUUGUGCAGCUCUACCUGGAAAUGUGAAAAGGGUCCAUUGUUGACACGUUUUGCUUAGGCAUAUUUAAGAGCACUUAUACACAUGAGAAAGUGCUGAUCAAGAAGAAGAAGAACGUGGUGGUGUCGUGCGUUCUACAGGCUCGCACAACAGCGCUUCAGACUGCUUCAGAGCAGUGCGCAAUCAAUGAAUAGCUCACAUUUAUGCCAAGCUGUUUCUUGUGAACUAAUGCUUAUCAAUUAUAACAAUGUUUACUUUACUUAUAUUAUAAUAUGUUGUAAACGGUUGUUAGAAUGCAUAUUUUAUCUUGCUUAUCUGA